UACGUUCUCCAGGGCUCAGACGUCACUUUCUGGGGCUUCUUCCUCCUUUUCAACCCUUCCACAUUCUCCCUUUCAUUCGCCUGGCCCGCGUUUCACUCCUCCCUUCCCUCGGCGCACCUGCCACGCUCCUGCUGCUUGCUUGCUUUCUUUCUUUCUUUCUUUCUUUCUUUCUUUCUUUCUUUCUUUCUUCUGUCCCUGAUUUCUGCUCCCCCUCCAAAGUGGAGGCCGGGGGGGGGGCAGGCCAGGCUGGGAACACGCCCUGUCUUCAUCCCGCCCCGUUCCCUCCUUCCCGGCGCGGGCUCCAGGAUGGGGGAGCCGGGGGAGCCCGGGGGGCUGCGGGACCUGGCGCUGGACUGGCAGUUCCUGCGCUCCACCAAGGGGGCGCUGCUGGGCACAGAGCUGGCCCUGUGUUUUCUGAUCUUCCUGCUGCUGACGGUCUCGGCCUCGGCCUACAUGGCGCCCGCUCUGCUGGAGGCGCUGCUGACGGCCGGCGCGCUGGGCCUGCGUCUCACCCGCUGCCCGGAGAGGGCGCCCCGGAUCCACUGGCCCUGCCUGACCUUCGGCCUCAUCCUCAUCGCCAUGUUUGCCUACGACGCCUUCAGCACUUACUGGGCUGAGAUCAGGCCGGAGCCAGCCCAGGAUGGUAACAGGAACCUGGCGUAAGAGGAAAAUUGCACCCCGCUGGGGACAGAAAUAACCCCCCUGAUCUCCCCCCCCAACUCUGCUGGUGCCCCUCACUCCUGACCCACAGCCCCUGCCAGCCUGCCCCUGCCGGUGCCCCUCACUCCCGACCCGCAGCCCCCUGCCAGCCCAGCCCUGCCCCCCGCAGCCCUGCCAGUGCCCCUCACUCCUGACCCGCAGCCCGUGCUAACCCAGCUCUCGCCCCCCCCCUGCCCUGGUCCUGGGCCCCCUGCAAGCCCCCCAGUCCUUGGGGCAAAGGGGCGAGGUGGGCUCUGGGUUUGCUUGUAUUUAAAUUGCGCAAAGGAGGAAAUUUCAGGUGCUUUGGUCUGGUA
Chrysemys picta bellii (western painted turtle) is the source of this 1013-nucleotide messenger RNA. The record is from RefSeq and is a predicted model, not a curated record. NCBI's taxonomy places the organism in Eukaryota, Metazoa, Chordata, Testudines, Emydidae.